AUGGCCGCUUCCCUGCCCGGUUUGCAGAGCCAGGCGGGCGGGGUGGCAGCCGAGCGUCGAAGACUCUGCCCUGCCAGGGGCGAGGGAGGGAGCGGCGUGGGAGAAAUCGCCUGGGUGACUCCGCCGGCUCCGGGGAUCUCGGCCCAGCUCGCCCGAGAGGACAGGACAAAAAAGGCAGAGUUUAAUAUGCCAGAAAUCCCAUCCAUACCAAAUCCUUUUCCUGAACUUUGUGUCUCUCCAUUUACAUCAGUUUUAUCAGCCAGCCUGUUGCCUAAGGCAAAUCCCAGGACAAAACAGGUAAUUAAAGUAUAUAGUGAGGAUGAAACCAGCAGAGCUUUUGAAAUACCAAGUGAUAUAACAUCCCGAGAUUUGUGCCAGUUGCUAAUACUAAAGAAUCAUUACGUUGAUGAUCAUAGCUGGACCCUCUUUGAACGCCUCACUUAUUUAGGUCUUGAAAGAAUAGUCGAAGACCAUGAAAUGAUUGUUGAAGUCCAUUCGAAGUGGGGAAUUGAAGAAGACAAUAAAUUUUAUUUCCGGAAAAAUUACGCCAAAUACGAAUUCUUUAAGGCCCCUGAGAUUUUUUUCCCAGAUCAUCUGGUAUCCCUCUCAAAUGAGAGCAAUGGCACAACGAACCACGCACAGAUACUGCAGAUGUUUUUAAGUUCCACUGCAUAUCCUGAAAUUCAUGGUUAUUUGCAUUUUAAAGAGCAAGGGAAGAAAACCUGGAAAAAAAUGUACUUUUUGUUGCGAAGAUCUGGUCUGUAUUUUUCCACUAAGGGAACAUCGAAGGAACCACGACACCUGCAGCUUUUCAGUGAAUUCAGCUGCAGCGACAUAUAUAUGUCUCUGAGAGGCAAAAAGAUAUCUGGAGUUCCAGCCACUUUUGGUUUCUGCUUCAAGCCUUAUAAAGCAGGAGGAACCAGAGACCUGAAAUACCUUUAUGCAGACAGUGAGCAAAGUAGGACCUGUUGGAUGACAGCAAUUCGGUUGCUGAAGUAUGGAAUGCAGUUGUACAAGAAUUACACACAGCCCUAUCAAGGAAGAAGUGGGGGCAGUUUUCUUAGCACACCCAUGAGAAGUGUUUCAGAGAAUUCUCUUGUGGCUAUGGACUUCACAGGGAAUAAAUCCAGAAUUAUUGAAAACCCCACAGAAGCCUUAUCGGUUGCAGUCGAAGAAGGUUUAGCAUGGCGGAAAAAAGGGAGCUUACGUCUUGGUAUACACAGCAGCCCCAGCACUUUACAAAGUGUCCCCUCCACUACAGCUAUACACAGUUCACAGCCGUGGUUUCAUCAUAAGAUUUCUAGAGAAGAGGCACACCAACUGAUUCUGAGGCAAGGACUGGUGGAUGGAGUUUUCUUGGUACGGGAUAGUCAAAGCAAUCCCAAAACUUUUGUGUUGUCAUUAAGCCAUGGAUUAAAAAUAAAGCACUUCCAAAUUGUGCCGUUAGAAGAGGAAGGCAAACUCUUUUACACACUGGAUGAUGGUCACACCAGAUUCUCUGAUCUUAUUCAACUUGUGGAGUUCUACCAACUUAAUAAAGGCAUCCUUCCUUGCAAGUUAAAACAUUAUUGUGCCCGAAUUGCACUUUAG
This is a messenger RNA of Thamnophis elegans (Western terrestrial garter snake), 1590 nucleotides long. RefSeq names its product growth factor receptor bound protein 14 (gene GRB14). Bases 1 to 1590 code for a protein of 529 amino acids. The record is from RefSeq and is a predicted model, not a curated record. Gene Ontology annotation, cellular component: cytoplasm; plasma membrane. NCBI's taxonomy places the organism in Eukaryota, Metazoa, Chordata, Lepidosauria, Squamata, Natricidae. The transcript is spliced from 14 exons. Gene Ontology annotation, biological process: insulin receptor signaling pathway; negative regulation of insulin receptor signaling pathway.